Messenger RNA from Phragmites australis (common reed), 1076 nucleotides. RefSeq lists its product as uncharacterized. Lineage: Eukaryota; Viridiplantae; Streptophyta; Magnoliopsida; Poales; Poaceae. The transcript has 2 exons. Bases 191 to 733 code for a protein of 180 amino acids. The record is from RefSeq and is a predicted model, not a curated record.
CCCACGACAACCAGCAAUCAGUACGGCUUCGGGCCCGUCUCCACUUGCGCGUCCGUUCCGCCUCCACUGAUCCACUCCCCACUCCUUUUAACCCCCGGGGCCGCCGUGCCGCCGAGUCGCCUGCCCACUCCUCCCCGUCCCUCCACCCACCGCGACCGAGCCAGCAGCUGAUCCUCGCGCGCGCUGCGCAAUGGCGGGAGCCGGGGCAUCGUCGGCGUGGGGCCCGAGCCCGGCGCUGGUGACUGCGCUGGUGGCGCUGCUGGGGCUCGGCCUCGCCGCCUACAUCGUCGGGCCACAGCUCUACUGGCACGCCGCCGAUGCGCUCACAGCUGCGGGGGCGUGCCCCGCGUGCGACUGCGACUGCGACGCGCGCCCGCUCCUUGCCCUCCCGGAAGACUGUGCUAAACAAUUCAAUGGGGUUAGGAGUCGUGCAUCUGGUGAAGAAACAGAAAAGAGUUUCACAGAGCUACUCAUAGAAGAACUGAGGCAAAGAGAAGAGGAGGCAACACAAGCUCAGCGACAAGCUGAUGUAAAAUUGCUGGAGGCCAAAAAAUUAGCUUCACAGUAUCAAAAGGAGGCUGACAAAUGCAGCUCCGGUAUGGAUACAUGUGAAGAAGCUAGGGAAAAGUCAGCUGAAGCAUUGGUCGGCCAAAGGAAAUUGACUGCUUUGUGGGAGCAAAGGGCUCGGGAACUUGGAUGGCAGCCGGGGAAUAUCAAACCACAUCGAAGGUAGUAAUCAGAUACACAUAAACGUUGUGGUUGGCAUUGGAUACAUCAUGUCUAGCAACAUCACAUGAUCACAUUGCAAGUACGGUUCACGAAAACAGCGAGAUGAUAGAGGAAACAAAAGGGUUUUCGGUCUGGCCAACUCGUCUCCUUUUGCACGCCAUGAGCUUCGUUGUCCAUAGUUAUUUAUUUGAUAUUAAGUUUGUGGUAUAGUACUGCAUAGAUGUUUGUAAGCACUAUGUUAAAAUGGUCAUAGAAUGGCACUCAUCGGCCUGCAUGUCUUGGAGGGAUUGUUGGUGGUUGUCUGUGGAUGAUGAUAAUAAAUAAUGAAUUCUUAUCAGUUCUGUUUA